This is a messenger RNA of Geodia barretti, 4043 nucleotides long. Lineage: Eukaryota; Metazoa; Porifera; Demospongiae; Tetractinellida; Geodiidae. The record is from the annotation of a GenBank genome assembly.
AAACAUUAGAGACAUGUUUGAGGUGUUUGGGGAUGAGAAGGACAGUGGUCGAGUCCAGAACCUGAUAUCCAGAGGUUGGAAGGUCCACGGUGUCCUUGAGAAACUCAGCACCAUUGAUGAGCUAAAUGCUAUCAUGAAAACACGUGACGCCAGACCUGAACUAGAUCAAAGAUAACCGUACAUCUGUGUGUGUGUGUCUUUGUAGCAGAAGUAAUGCCUCAGUGAAGGGUAGGUGUACUUGGACGGCAGUGCUGUUUGGAUGUUUUGUUUGGGGAGGUAAAGUGCUGUUUGUUGAUAGGGUGUGGUGCUGGGGUAAUAAUACCAUUCCGGCAUCCCUAACGGGGAUAUUGGGUGUGCAGGGAAAUUAGUCACCAGCCAAUAAAUUCCUUAUAGCGGGUGCAUUAGUAAGAGAUAGUCUACCUGAUCACCCACCUGGAAGUACUUCUUGUGUGUGUUUGUUAGGUCCUAUGAGACCACUUGGUAUGUGCAAACACUUCUCAUGUGAGACUGGGCUGGGUUAGAACUGUAGCUGGGGUCGAUAAUAUAUGGCCAUGUGUGUGUCCAGUACUCAGUGAACUCGAUACGGUGAAAGGAACGGUCCCAGGGAACAGUUCGAGUUACAGACAGCCUGUCUAGUGUAGACUGCACGCUCCGUUAGUCAUGCAGUCAGUGUGUAGGUGUGCUCUCCUCUAAAAGCAUCGCUGGGGACUCGUUUGUUUAGCCCUCACUUCAGAACCUACUCUACCUGAAAAACCAGAAAAGAAGAGACUUGAUUGAUUGCACUUUCAAGUGUUGUACUUGGUGCUGUUGAAAGAUGACUACAGAGCUACACACUCCGGACAGGCACCUCGUGAACUACUCUCGCAUUUGUCCGCUAAACUCCUAUGACUUCACCCCGGCGAGGUUAACGCGGAGAUCAGACAACCCACUGCUGCAAGAGCACUGCACUAUCGACCUGCCAGCCCUCUACGUGACGCUGCGCAAGAGGCACAAUCCUUCGCAGGAGCAGCUUCAGUCGCUUCUUGCGCGCGCUGCAGAGGGGGAGCGAAAGUUGCGCGGGAAAUACAUCGAGUUGCUGUUCGCGGACAGUUAUCCUGGCUGUGACGUGCCUGCCGCAGUCCCCGCCGCCCGCACUAGGGGAGACUCGAACGUCGUAUCUUCUCCGCAAAGAGACGGAGAGUGGGAAGAUCCUCCGACGGCCCCUCCCACCUCUACUGCUCGGCCCUCUCCGCUCUUCAUACGGAGUAGAACGGAACGCAGACGAACCGCGUUCCGCAAGCGCAGCGACGAUACCAAAUCUGGAGGCUGCGGCAGCGGGAGCCUCAGUACAAGCGCAGAGGAGACGGAGGACGAAGGGAGUACCAAGAGCUGCAGCCUGGCGAGCGAACCUGGAACUCUCCCCGACCCAGAGAGAGACAUGGACGUCGAAUCCGGCGUCGUGAUGUACCACGACCGCCUGGGAAGGAGCGCCGAUCCUGCAAUCAUCGGUAGUGUGGUGCAGCAGCACGGCCACAACUACGGUUACGUGCCCCGGCCUCUCGGUCGAGGGCUCGUUCGACCCGUCCCGUUUCAACUCCCAGCUGCAGAGGCGGCGGAAGCGCUGGAAGAAGCUCCGUUCAGCCCUCCAUCCCGCGCACACGAUCCGUCUUCUCCACCGAGCUCGUUUGGCGGAAUGCGCCCCCUCCUCUGGUUGGCAGGAGGUUGAUGAAGGGGGAGUCCCUGCAAUGAUUUACAGUCUCGAAGAAGAAGAUGGAGAAGAAGACGAUUCCUCGGGCUCUGACGUGUCUUGCGAAUCACCUCGGUCGCUGCUCUCCAGUCGAAAUCACCACCAACCUCUCGCACGGCAGUUGCCCCAAACUACCCCCUCCUCCCUCCCGUCAUCUUCCCCAAUCUCCCAAACCGGCAGCAACGCUCCUCACUCCAAGCCCCUCCCACCUCCCAAGACGAAAUCUCAAGACGACGUGUUCAGGAGCUCCAGCCAAGCAGUGGAGAAGGUGAAAAGAAACAACAGCAAGUCUCAUCCAGACCUCACGGAGAGCACGGCCUCCUCGUCUUCCUCGCAGUCCCUCCGCUCUCGCUCCGUGUCCUUCCUGGAUUGCAGCGCCGGAGCCGAGCUGGGCAAGUACCCGGCCGACUAUCUCGGCAGUCGUCAGGCCGACAGCUACAUCGGACACGCAGACUCCGUCGCUAAGAGCUCAUCAACUCUAAACCAGUCGAGGUGGUCGUGUACGUGAUGUCGGAAAAAAUCAGACUGGCUCCACCGAAAAACUCCUCACUUUUAUUCAAGUCGUUUGCAGUGAAGGACAUACUGUCGGUGCAGAAGUGUUCGAAGAACCGGCGCAUCGUGUGCGUGUCCGUGUGGAAAUCGAGGAGGACUCCGCCCCAGUGCCACGCCCUUCGCUGCCCGUCGGCCCUCGUGUCCAGCGCCCUCUAUGACUCCAUUCUGGACCAGACACAGAACGUGGACGACAUUGCCUCCUCCUCUGAUAAGUUGUCUUCCUCGAGACUCACAACUCUAAGUCCCGAGAGCUCUACCACCGACCAUCCCUUCUCUACUAAUGACAGGGACUUACCCACCCCACCCCCCAUGACCCCCGACCCUUCAUCUCCUCAGUCGCCCUCACAAUUCCACAUAGAUUCCGGCAGUCCACGUAGGCUCCGCCCGGGCGGCCGACACGACUCCGUCAACGAAAUCAUCCAGAAGGUGCUGACAGACCAAACCCCCAUGGGGUCGCGAGAGAUCAGUGUCUGGCUGAGCCAGGCACAGCUGAGACUGGUGGACAUGUCCGACGAGAGAGAGAUGGUCUUCGAGGCACACGAAACAAGUCGCAUCCGAGCGAUCGGCGUGUACCUGGAGGACAAACGAUUCAUCGGUUACAUCGUCAAGGAGGAGGGGAAGCCCCUAUUGGGGCACGUUCUGAGGUGCAACAGUGCAGCGCUGAUGGUUUCGCUCGUAUCGUUCCUGCGACAGGCGGUCCAGAUUACGUUCUCACAGCAGGGGGGCUCGCUGUACGACGAGCUGUCGUCAGAUGAAAGUGAUUCCGAGCCUUCAACAGAGAGUGCUGCACAAGGCCAGGGACUGUUCAAGAGACUUCGCUGCAUUGCGAAUCCCCACAAGCCGCUCUGCCAGACCUCGUCACAGCCAACCUUUGUCUCCCAUACUCCCCCUCCUCCCCACUCUCCCAACUCACACCAGUACUCCCCGGCACCCGCUGUCACUUCGUUCAAAACCCCUCCCCCUCUCUCCCCUCUGGAUGUCCCAGAAGAACAGUUGCUCGUUUCCCAGUCACUUACGUCGGGUCGGCAGUCACCGAACCCCCUUUCUCGCCAACCUCUCUCGUGCACGCUCUCUCCGUGUUCAAGGAAGGGGGCGUGGCAGCCGGGAAGGCCGCGGUUGCAAAGAACGUCAUCCAGAUGCACGUGUCGUCUCUGGGGAUCAACCUGGUGGACAAGAAACACAGACUGUUUGUGAACCGGAACUACCCCCGCAAGCAGCUGGUGGGUUACUGCAGGGACGAGGAGGACGAGAAACUGUUUGCGUUUGGUUCUCUGCGACAGGGCUACCCAAACGAGAUCAAGUGUCACGUAUUUCGCAGAGUUCAGGAGUCAACGGAGCACAUCAUGCAGGCCAUUCACCACUGGCUCGAGCUUCCUCCGACCACUUCAGACAAUCAACCAUCCUCUCAACCUCACUAGUAUAUAGUCAGCCGCACACCUUUAUUUAUUUGUUUGUUGUUUUGUCAAAUCCGUUGCUUGGUUGUAAGUACUCACCAGAGAGUACUAUAGUUAUUCAGAUAAUAAUCUUGAUUUUGUUGUUGUCAAACUACUGUACAUACAAUAAAGGUAACUAGAGACGGAUACAAAACAGGAUGGUGAAUGAAAUAAGAGAUUGUGGGAGUGAUGUAUGAAGGAAUGGUGGUUAUAUUGGUGAUGGGGUCUUUGUUGGGCGACUGCCUCUGUAAAAGGUGCAGAUAUAGAGAGAUAAAGUUUGCAAGAGACAUAGAGAUAUGAUAACACACACACACACACACAGAGAGAGAGAG